GGAAGUGAUUGUGGAGGGGGAGAGAGAGAGAGAGAGAGAGAGAGAGAGAGAGCGCGAGGUGCAGUUCUGGUGACAAAAGGGAACCAAAAAAGAAGAGGAAAAGCUUCCAUAUGGGAAAUAACAUUCAGUCAAUCUGAAGUUCCGAAUCGUGGAAGAGGACGAACUAAUUGGUGGGGAAAAGCGGGGGAGACACACCAGUGAAAGAAGAACAAGAGGAAGAGAAGAAAAAAGGAAAGGGUUGGUUCUGGCUGGUUCAGGAGCCGAGGGGGGGAAAAGGAGAUCUGAUAAGGAAAAGUAAAAGGAGUUACCGGGAGAAGGGUUACAAAGACAAGAUUUGGAAGAACUGAAAUUCACCUUCAGGAUGUCAGUGUCUCGGAGGUGUUUGUGCUGUGUCAAAUAUCUGAUGUUCGUCUUUAACCUCAUCUUCUGGCUAGGAGGAUGCGGCUUGUUUGGCAUCGGAGUCUGGUUGUCCUUCACGCAGGCCGAGUUCUCCUCCCUCCCCCUGUCCUUCCCGUCGCUCUCAGCCGCCAAUCUGCUGCUGGUCGCCGGCGGCAUCACCAUGGUGACGGGCUUCCUGGGCUGUCUGGGAGCUCUCAAAGAGCAGCGCUGCCUGCUGUUCAUGUUCUUUGUGAUCCUGCUGCUCCUGGUCCUGACAGAAGUCACCCUCGUGUUGGUGAUACAGAUCUUCCACGACAAGCUGGAUUCCAAAGCACAAGGUGAAUUGAAGGAAGGGAUGAAGAUUUAUGAAUCCGAACCUGGACUGAAGCAAUCCUGGGACAAUGUCCAGAAAAUGUUCAAAUGCUGUGGAGUAACUAACAAAACGGACUGGUAUGAUGUGCUGAAUGGAACGCUGCCCUCCUCCUGCUGCUCUGUGGGGACAGAGCAGUGUGUGGACGGAUGGAGUGAGCCGUGCUAUCAGAAGGCCAGGCGGUGGCUGCUGGACAACAUCCCCUCAGUGCUGGUGUUUGGAGGCUGUAUUGGUGUUGUGCAGAUCUUGGCCCUGGUGUUCUCCAUGCUGAUGUACUGUCAGAUUCUGUGCGCGGAGAAGCACGUGGACUGACUGCAGACCAGCCGGUUCCCCUGGCUCCCAUGGCUGAGUGCUGAUCCCGGACUCCUCUGGGAUCCCAACACACCUCCACCCAGACUGGUGCUCCACAGGGGGGGGGGGGGGGGACCUUUUAAAUGCCCAAACACUACUGUAACACUACGGAACUCAUCAGCGGGCACGGUGGACAGUGCGCUAGUACCAGACCACAUUAGAUGUGAUCACAGUUUAACACGCUUUAUGUCCCAUCAGUAAGGUUCACUGUACCACUAGGAUCCAUCAGCCUCCAGACUACAACACCCUUAAUGCAUUGCUCCUGGAGAGUAACCUGAGGGAUACAGCUUUUUACGUAGCACUUAGUUCACUUUGUUAACCAUCAUAAAGCCUUGUACUUUUCUUCCUAUCCUGCGCGCUCAUUAUUAACCAUGCAGUGAAAUGUCCAGUGGCUGUACAGUGCUCUCCUUUUUCUCUAAUCAUCACAGCAGUUAUUUUCAAAAAUAUCCCUAUGGUAACGCUUAUUCUUUAAUUGUCCAAAUUUAGCACACGAGUUUUAACGCUGUCUCUUUUUAUACUGUAACAUUUUGUGUUAUAGCAAAAAGCAGUAAGAUCAUAUUCCACUAUGUAUUAUUGAGACUGAGGCGGCUUUUAGUGCAUGCUUGGAUUUCAGAGUCAAGUCCGAAGCUUAUUUUUUCUUAUUAAAUAAAACUGUUUAAAAAAAACAA
Perca fluviatilis (European perch) is the source of this 1767-nucleotide messenger RNA. It is a transcript of the gene tspan4b, whose product is annotated as tetraspanin 4b. Gene Ontology annotation, cellular component: membrane. The transcript has 8 exons. Lineage: Eukaryota; Metazoa; Chordata; Actinopteri; Perciformes; Percidae. The record is from RefSeq and is a predicted model, not a curated record. Bases 362 to 1060 code for a protein of 232 amino acids.